Molecule: messenger RNA, 3045 nt
Organism: Penicillium mononematosum
Lineage: Eukaryota; Fungi; Ascomycota; Eurotiomycetes; Eurotiales; Aspergillaceae
Gene: ubaA
Product: E1 ubiquitin-activating protein ubaA
Exons: 6
Coding region: 1-3045 (1014 amino acids)
Biological process (GO): protein sumoylation
Cellular component (GO): cytoplasm; SUMO activating enzyme complex
Molecular function (GO): SUMO activating enzyme activity
Source: RefSeq, a predicted model, not a curated record
AUGACGGACGUCAAGAUGCAGGUCGAGAACCCCCAAGAAACCAUCGAAGCCAUCAAGCAUGGGGAUAUCGACGAAUCAUUGUAUAGUCGACAGCUAUACGUUCUUGGUCACGAGGCCAUGAAGCGAAUGGGCUCCUCCAACGUUCUGAUUGUGGGUCUCAAGGGCUUGGGCGUGGAAAUCGCCAAGAACAUCGCCCUCGCCGGUGUUAAAUCUCUCACCCUAUACGACCCCGCACCAGUCGCUAUCUCGGAUCUUUCUUCGCAGUUUUUCCUUCAGCCAGAGGACGUCGGCAAGCCUCGUGCUGAAGUUACUGCCCCUGAGAGCGAUCUCGAACAACUAAAGCGCUACCAGGCAGUGGUUCUCACACAGACGCCUUUGAAGGAGCAAUUGGCGAUUGCCGACUUCUGCCACAAGAACAAAAUCUACCUCACAAUUACGGAUACAUUCGGUCUCUUUGGUUAUAUCUUCAAUGACUUUGGAAAGAACUUCACUGUGGGUGAUCCCAACGGUGAAGAGCCUGCUAGUGGAAUUGUGGCGGAUAUCGACGAGGAAGGGUUGGUCUCAGCGCUCGAUGAGACAAGACAUGGACUCGAGGAUGGUGACUUUGUCACUUUCACUGAAGUCAAGGGUAUGGAGGGGCUAAAUAACAGUGAUCCUCGCAAGGUCACUGUGAAAGGUCCCUAUACUUUCACUAUUGGCGACGUCUCCGGUCUAGGAUCCUACCAAGGUGGUGGUCUAUUCACUCAAGUCAAGAUGCCCAAGUUCAUUGAUUUCCAGCCACUGGAGGAUCAACUCAAAAAUCCCGAAGUUCUCAUGUCCGACUUUGCCAAGUUUGACCGGCCACAACAAUUGCACAUUGGUAUCCAGGCUCUUCAUAAGUUUGCGGAGACUCGUGAUGGCCAACUGCCUCGUCCCCACAAUGAUAGCGACGCCCAGGAGGUUCUGAAGAUUGCUAACGAUCUUGCUGCGGCCGGUGAAGAAAAAGUUGAACUGGAUGAAAAGAUAAUCAAAGAGCUGAGUUACCAGGCUCGCGGUGAUCUGAAUCCGUUAGCUGCUUUCUUUGGUGGAAUCGCCGCCCAGGAAGUUCUGAAGGCUGUCUCCGGCAAGUUUAGUCCUGUGCAUCAGUGGCUGUACUUUGACUCUUUGGAGUCUUUGCCUUCGUCAGUCACUCGAUCCGAAGAGAGCUGCAAGCCUCUUGGUACCCGCUACGAUGGUCAAAUUGCGGUGUUUGGCAAGGAAUACCAAGACAAACUUGCCAAUGUCACUCAAUUCUUGGUCGGUUCUGGUGCUAUCGGUUGUGAGACGCUGAAGAACUGGGCCAUGAUGGGUCUGGGUACGGGUCCCAAAGGAAAGAUUUACGUCACCGAUAUGGAUCAGAUCGAGAAGAGCAAUCUUAACCGCCAAUUCCUCUUCCGUUCUAAGGACGUUGGCAGACUCAAGAGUGAAUGCGCGUCCGCGGCCGCCCAGGCAAUGAACCCAGAUUUGAGAAAUAAGAUUGUCACCCUUCGUGAUCGCGUCGGUCCCGACACUGAGCACAUCUUCAAUGAGGAUUUCUGGAACGGCCUUGACGGUGUGACAAAUGCUUUGGACAAUGUUGAUGCGCGGACAUAUGUUGAUCGCCGCUGUGUCUUCUUCCGCAAGCCAUUGCUGGAGAGUGGCACCCUGGGCACCAAGUGUAACACUCAGGUCGUCCUUCCUUUCAUCACGGAGUCCUACUCCAGCUCUCAGGAUCCCCCGGAGAAGUCAUUCCCUAUGUGUACCCUGAAGAGUUUCCCGAAUCGCAUUGAGCACACCAUUGCAUGGGCACGGGAUGUCUUCCAAACCUACUUCGUUGGCCCACCUGAAUCAGUCAACAUGUACCUCUCGCAAUCCGACUACAUCCAGCAAACCCUCAAGCAGGCGGGUAAUGAGAAACAAACCUUGGAGCACCUGCGUGACUUCUUGGUCACUGAAAAACCGCUAACAUUCGAUGAUUGUGUUGUGUGGGCUCGCCAACAAUUUGAAGCGCAGUACAACAACGCAAUCCAGCAGCUUCUCUAUAACUUCCCCCGGGACUCCAAGACAUCAUCCGGUCAACUAUUCUGGUCUGGUCCUAAGCGUGCCCCUACACCAUUGAAGUUCGAUAGCACCAAUCCAACUCAUCUUGGAUUUGUUGUUGCUGGUGCUAACCUCCAUGCGUUCAACUACGGUAUCAAAAACCCCGGUGCGGACAAGGACUAUUACCGACGGGUAGUUGAUGACAUGAUCGUUCCGGAGUUCACCCCGAGCUCGAAUGUCAAGAUUCAGGCCAAUGAAAACGACCCUGAUCCAAAUGCCCAGCCAGCUGGUUCAUCGACUGAUGAUGAGGAAAUCCAGAAACUGGUGGCAUCUCUUCCCUCGCCCAAAUCUCUUGCUGGUUUCCGCUUGCAGCCAGUUGAGUUUGAGAAGGAUGAUGAUACCAACUACCACAUCGACUUCAUCACCGCGGCCAGCAACCUCCGUGCAGACAACUACGAGAUUCCUCAGGCCGACCGACAUAAGACCAAAUUUAUCGCCGGAAAGAUCAUCCCGGCGAUUGCCACCACUACUGCCCUGGCGACCGGUCUUGUUGCCCUCGAACUGUACAAGGUUGUUGACGGCAAGGACGACAUCGAGCAAUACAAGAACGGCUUCGUUAAUUUGGCCCUUCCGCUAUUUAGCUUCAGUGAGCCGAUCGGUAGCGAAAAGGGCACGUAUCAAGGCAAGCAAGGCGAGGUCACAAUUGACAGGCUCUGGGACCGAUUCGAGGUGGAAGACAUUCCCCUUCAGGAGUUCAUUGACUUCUUCGCCGAGAAGGGCUUGGACAUCACCAUGGUCAGCUCUGGAGUCAGCUUGUUGUAUGCAAGCUUCUAUCCCCCGUCGAAGGUCAAGGAUCGCCUUCCUCUACCUAUGAGCAAGCUUGUGGAGCACGUCAGCAAAAAGCCAGUUCCCGAGCACCAGAAAAACAUCAUCUUCGAGGUUACCGCCGAGGACCAAACAGAAGAAGAUGUCGAGGUUCCCUACGUCAUGGUCAAGCUCACAAAAUAA